Messenger RNA from Oryzias latipes (Japanese medaka), 2524 nucleotides. Its product is annotated as transcription termination factor 2, mitochondrial-like. Gene Ontology annotation, cellular component: mitochondrial matrix. NCBI's taxonomy places the organism in Eukaryota, Metazoa, Chordata, Actinopteri, Beloniformes, Adrianichthyidae. Gene Ontology annotation, molecular function: double-stranded DNA binding. The record is from RefSeq and is a predicted model, not a curated record. Gene Ontology annotation, biological process: termination of mitochondrial transcription; regulation of DNA-templated transcription.
AGACCCCGCCCAGCAGCGAUUGUUAUGAAAGCAGCGCGUUGUGCGUGAUGACGAACUGAGUCCCCGCAGCUGGAAAAACACAAACCGCACAGAGCCAUGAUGCUUCGUGUCACCUCUGCCUCCCUGUGCGCCUCCUGUCAGAGGAUGAGGCUGCUCCUUCCUCCUUCAGUCUCGGCCUCCUCACUGACCCCUCCCAUCAAAAGACAGGAGAACCAGCGCACAGUGUCCUCCCUCUAUGAACUGUCGGUGGACAUCAGAAAAGUGCGCAAGUUCAAGGGCUGGGUUUUGUCCGAGCGCACCGCUUACGUCUCUGAGACUGCCGACCUGCUGCGGGACAUGGGCGCGGACGCCACGGUAAUCGCCCGCAUCCUUGAGACCCACCCCGAGGCCGUCCUGUGUCGGCCGGAGGAGGUGACCGCCCAGCGAGACCUCUGGGAGUCCGUGUGCUCCAGCAAGCGCACGCUGCUGAACAUCAUCGAAAAGUUUCCCGCCUCCUUUUUUAGUGUCAAUCACCAUAGCAACCAGCGUGACAACAUCCAUUAUCUCCAGAGCCUGCAACUCUGCAAAAGGAUCAUCAGCAAGCUGAUGGCCAGCGCCCCUCACAGCUUCAGCCAGCCCGUGGAGAGCAACAAAGAGGUGAUCAACACCCUUAGGGAGACCUACCUGGACCUCGGUGGAGAUGAGGUCAACCUCCGGAUCUGGCUGCAGAAGCUCCUCACCCAGAAUCCCCACAUUCUGCUGCGGCCAGCUGAGGCCUGGAGGGACAGCCUGAGCUUUCUGAGGGAGCAGGGCUUCACCACGGAGGAGCUGCUCAGCCUGGUGUCCAGCCUGAGAGCCUCCAUAGCUGAGCUGAAGCCCGAGUCCAUGCAGCAGGCCCUGGACUACACCGAAGGAGCUCUCGACUGCUCCAAGGAUGAACUCAAGAAGGUGGUCAUCCGGUGCCCGGCCAUCUUGUACUACUCUGUAGCAAUGCUAGCAGGACGCUUCCAGGGUCUGAUGGAUGCGGGGGUGAGCACCCAGCAGGUGAAGGAGUCCCCAAACGUUUUGGAGCUCACCACGCAGAUCGUCCUGUAUCGCAUCCAGAAACUGGCCUCCUAUGGUUACGACGUUCGCUCGGGCAGCUUGGACCUCAUUGUUGGAACCAAGAAAGACUUUGAGAUGACUUACACCAAACUGAACCUCAGGCAGCAGAGGCCUCUCUUCAACCCGGUGACUCCUCCCAGAUCUGUUGAGGACUAACGGCGGGCGAUCGGAACGCCUUUUUCCGCCGCGUUCCUUUAACCCUUUAACCCCUAAGUCGUCACAGAUGACGCUCUUUGACCUACCGUAACUCUUGGACAGAAUCAUUGAAUUCCCAUCAGAGAAGUGUCGCGUAUCAGCGCAAAGCUGCUUUUCUUCUGAAUGUGCUGGAAUAAUGUUAAAUCGCGUAAACGGUUGAAGACUUACGGCAGACGGAAGAAUGUUAAUGUUAAAGGGUUACGCUACGUACACGCCCAGCAUGUGACGUGCAUUCAUGGACGCGCUUUUAGCAUAGCGGUCACACUGAACUAGCGCAUGUACUCACAGUGGAGGAACUUUGGCAAAUUUGACAAAUCUUGCUCCAGGCUUUUUCUUCCAAAGACUUGGUGUCAGAGAAUUUUGUCUGGGCGCAAACCGUUAUCAAUUUAUUCUCCAUGAUCAAUUUUCAAAUGGUUAAAAAGGACGCUACCUAUAUGUCACUGAUUGGUCAAAGUUUAAGGCGUGGAUGUGUCUUUUGUACAUAGAGCCUGAGAAUGGACUCAAAAAUGUGUGUAGCUCUGUGUGAAUGUGAGAGUUUUGAACAGAAAUGUGCACUUACAUCUGUUUACAUAUACUUUUGAUUGGAAGUGGUGGCUUGAAGGUGGGUUUCUGGGUCUUGUGUGAACGUAGCGUUAAACCUGAAAGGCCUUCACAUGAGCCAAAAACUGCUCAGCUCUUCCUCUGCUUUGGUUUGCCUUCACACUGCACUUUCAGGGGAGAACCAUCACUUCCUUCCAAAAAAUAGUUGACUAGCAAAAAAACAAAUCUGCAGAUGACGAUUAUGUGAACGCUAACAAGUGAAUCCAGAUUUGCUUGAAAAAAUGGGUCUGGGUUCACUGGUUAAGACAUUUGGUGUGGUUCGUUUUGGUGUGAACCCUCCAUGGACCAUCUCGGUGUAAAGAGCAACAUUAUGGGUUAAAGUUGGAGAUCCAACUUCAAGGUUUCUACAAACAGGAACCGUGCAUUUACAAAUGGAAAGCAUCAUGUUGUUCUUUUCAGAAUAAAACUUCCUGUCCCGGUUGAAACCACAUCUCAACCUGAACUUUGGGGGGUUUUGAACUCACGAAUAUUUUGCACAGUGAAGCCUUACUAAAGGACUGCUCAUGUAAGUUUUACUUUGGUUUUGUUGUCUUUGUGUUUCCCAUAAGUCAAUGCCGCUAACUGCAUCGGCACAGACUCAAACUGAUGCAUUGAAAAUGUAUGGAAACGUCAGCAGCACUGAAAUAAAUGCAGUUUCCUGCCUGUA